Molecule: messenger RNA, 1080 nt
Organism: Numida meleagris (helmeted guineafowl)
Lineage: Eukaryota; Metazoa; Chordata; Aves; Galliformes; Numididae
Gene: EYS
Product: eyes shut homolog (Drosophila)
Exons: 3
Coding region: 91-1080 (329 amino acids)
Biological process (GO): heterophilic cell-cell adhesion; establishment or maintenance of epithelial cell apical/basal polarity
Cellular component (GO): plasma membrane; protein-containing complex
Source: RefSeq, a predicted model, not a curated record
UAGAGAAGCAGCUUAGGAAACAGGUGAUCUAAAUCCAUCUUCAGCAAUGAAGCAGAUGUGAAUGAAGACUUCCAUGUGCCAGUUGAAACAAUGACUCCAAAAUCAACAGUUCACAUGGUAGUGUGCUUUCUUCAGCUCUGCAUUGUAAAGGGGCAGAUCAUAUGUGAGAGGCAAAUAAUUGCUGAAUGGCGAGUGGAACCAAAACCUGUCGUAAUGGAAUGGACACUAAGGAAAAAUGUAUGCACAGACUUUCACACGGAAUGCUGGAAUAUGAAUAAAAAUACUACUGGGGAAGACAAAAAUCUCAGUGUCCCUCAGAUAUGCCCUGUACAGCUUCAGUUAGGUGACAGUCUCUUCAUCUCUUCUGAGCCAUCUUUUCAGUCCUAUGGAAUGAAUUUGGUAAAUGUCUCCAAGGAGGAAUUUAUUAAUUGCCCUAAAACUGGCUUUCUUCAAGAGCAGCAGGUUUUUGUCUGCCAGAUAAGAGGACUGCACCAAGUUGACCCUACCUGGCUUGGUGUUGGAACUCACUACUUUGCGGAGCUACAUAGGAGAGGCCCACACCUGUGCAACAUGGGCCUUCGUCUGAACGUAACUGUGAAGCAGCAGUUUUGUCAGCAGUCUCCAAAUGCACCACUGUGUUCCAAGCAUGGAAGAUGUUUAAGCCAUGUUUGGGAAAAACAGUAUAGUUGCCAUUGUUUCGCACAGUAUUCUGGAAAAUUCUGCCAGAAGUUUAAUGUGUGCUCCACUAAACCUUGCCAUAACAAUGCCUCUUGUACUGAGAAAUCAGAAGGUACCAGAAAUUUGUACGAAUGCACUUGUCCUCCAGAGUUUUCAGGUAAAAAUUGUACAGAAAUAGUUGGACAAUGCCAGCCACAUACGUGUUUCAAUGGUAACUGCAGCAAUGUUACUCCAAACACCUUUCUUUGUGAAUGUGACAAGGGCUUUACAGUGUUUUCUGAAUUGCUGGCUGCCCAAGAAGGCUUUCCAAUGUCCAGGGAUCUGCUUGUCUCAUUAAAUAAUGAUGUAUAUCAAAUUCGGACUCAGGAAAUUGAAAUAUACCUAAAGGUUAUUGGAGAUUAA